Molecule: messenger RNA, 1833 nt
Organism: Anopheles maculipalpis
Lineage: Eukaryota; Metazoa; Arthropoda; Insecta; Diptera; Culicidae
Product: protein phosphatase 1H
Exons: 1
Coding region: 12-1832 (606 amino acids)
Biological process (GO): protein dephosphorylation
Molecular function (GO): cation binding; protein serine/threonine phosphatase activity
Source: RefSeq, a predicted model, not a curated record
UCGCGCUGGAGAUGUUUAAUCGUUUCAAGAACAAGGUGCUCACGGCAGUGGCCCUUGACCAACCGGCUCUACCAUCCGGUCCGGGCCAUCCGGCGUACGGUGGUGGUCCUAGUUCCGGCCGAAACACCAGCAAAGACUACGAUGCCGGUGGUAAACGUUUGCCGAAAAAGUUCCAAUACGCCCGGCCCCCUUUUCUGCAGCUGCUCACGUACGACGAGCUGAAGGCAAGUGCUGACCACAACGUACGCCCCAUCAUAGUACCGCGCGACAUCUCACUGCUGCCGUGGAGUACGGGCUACGCGGAGUGUGUGAAUUCGGGCAAAUCGAAAUGGAACGAGGACCAGGCCGCAUUCCACCGGCAGGUACUGUCACACCCGUCCAAACAGUAUCACGAUCUGCCGUACACGUACUUCGGGAUAUACGAUGGGCAUGCCGGGUAUGGGGCGGCACUGGCCGCCGCCAACCAGUUCCACUACAUCUUGCACGAGAAGCUAGUGGAUGUGAUUGAUUUGCUAAUGCCGCGGGUGGAGAGCGAGAAUGGAUUGGCGAUGCAGCAUCAGGCGCCACUCCCCCAUCCGAGCCUGUUCCACAAGCAGGUGACGAAGGAGGAGCUGAUCGUGGGUGCGCUCGAGGCGGCCUUUGCCGAUAUGGAUGCGGUACUGGCGGAAGAUCGGGACAAGUAUCGAAAUGCGGGUGGGUGUACCGCGCUGGUAGCGCUGUUCAUACUCGGCAAGCUGUUUGUCGCUAAUGCGGGCGAUUCGCGGGGUGUACUGUGUAAGCGGGUAAAGCGCCGGAGGGUGGCAACACCACACGGACCAGAAUGCAAUGGCGUGGCGGAGGCAUACAAGGAGAAGGAGGGGGAGGACGAGUAUGAGGUGGUGGCGGAACCAUGCUCGUUCGAUCACACACCGGACACGGAGCGACCCCGGCUACUGACCGUUGGCAAACACAACCCGGCACUACUCGGGGGUGAAUACAUCGCGAUGGAGUACGCGAAAAAACCGACGACGAAGGAUCUUGGGGCGAGGAUUCUCUACCGGCAGGGUGCAAUGAAGGGCUGGACGUACAAGACGCUUACCGCGUCCGAUCUGAAGGUACCGCUCAUUACGGGAGUCGGCAAGCGUAGCCGGCUGCUCGGUACGAUUGGUGUAACGCGCGGAUUCGGCGAUCACGAUCUGAAGGCGCUCGGUAGCAACUUGCCGAUCAAACCAUUCCUCAGCGCGCACCCGGAUGUGGUGUGUUUCGAUCUGUGCCAGGUGCACAGGAGCGAAGAACCUGACAUAGACGCUAACGUUGCGGACGGUGCGUAUGGCAUUCUCGUAAUGGCAACCGAUGGCCUGUGGGACGUGAGUGAAUCACAACAGGUGGCCAAUACCGUGUUUGGCACCCUGAAACGCUUCCCAGCCGAACGCCAUCGGUACACGAUGGUGGCACAGGAACUGGUAGCAAGAUCUCGUGGCCGGGCAAAUGAAUCGGGCCACUGGCGGCUUUCGGAUUCGCGUGCCGCCGCAACGGUAGACGAUAUCUCCGUGAUCGUUAUACCGGUUUUUCAAUACUACCGCGAGUAUCGCGAAUGGACACAAACCGUGGCGGCUCGCAAUCAGAUGAGGAGUGCUGCGAGUGAGAUGGUGGUAGUACCGGUUGCGGAGGUAACGCCGGAUGUGGCGCGAUCGACCACUACCACCGAGCUCAGCUCGUCGUCAGAAUCGUCCGAACCGCCCGAGGAAGGCCAGGAGGCGGAAAAUAAUCUCAACACAAUUAAUCUACAGCCGGCUGGUGGUACCGGGAAAACGGUACCGAUGGGGUUGGCGGAUGCGCUUCCGGCUAAGUAAA